UGUAAACAUGUCGACAAGAAAUCAUUGCUUAUAUUGGAGCACAAAUUUUACGAGAAAGUCAAAGAAGCUUGUACGGCUCUCGGGCUCGAGAUCGCAGAAAUAGUUCGUAAGCUCUCUAUUUUGACUGUAUCCCCAUCGCAGAAUUUUUGUAGUCAACAAUCGAUAUUCGGGCCUCGCAGGAAAGUAUUAGACAAAAUGCGAGAUUUGCUUAUAGAAGUAUGCAGAAUGUACAUGGCCAGGGAUAUAACAUUGGUCACUAAUCAUCAACGUGGCGGGGAAGAGGCUCCUUACAGAAUUAUACAGAAAUUAAGGGGAGACAUGGGUGAAGUGUGGUUCUUGAAAUUUUCUCACAAUGGGAAAUACUUGGCUGCAUCAACCAGUAAUAGGGCCGUGUACGUAUGGGAGGUAAUGCAAUUUACGAUCGAUCGAUCAAUAAUUUUUUGUCGAUUUAUUUAUUAUUUUUUUAAUUUUUUAUCUUCCCGUUUUUGUAGGUUCUAGAGUGUGGCGGGUUUUCGGUUCCGAGUAAAUUAGAGGGUCACCUCGAACCAGUCUCGUAUCUUACAUGGAGAGCCAAUGAUCUUGAACUGCUGACGUGUGGUGUAGAGGAGACUGUGAAGCGGUGGAACAUUCCUCCCACGGGGGACUUCUCAUGUGUCCGCACGUACGGGAAAGAGAAUCUCGGUACAGUCUCGUGUGCGUGGGCCCCAGAUGGGGUGAGUAUAUUCACUGGCCUCAACGACGGCAGUAUCAGCAUGUGGAAUCUACAAGGAGAAGAGGUUCGAUUUUGGCAAGACUCGAAAACAACCAGGAUUGCUGACCUGGCGGUCACUCGUGAAGGGACCGAGCUGAUAUCUAUUAGCGAGUACGAUACAAUACUUCUCUUCGAUUGGGAAACUGGGAACGAGAGCUUCAUACACGAGGACGAAAACAUAGUCUCGUUUUCGCGUUCGGAAGACGGCGAUUUCUUGCUCGUCAGCAUGUCGAACAGAGAACUUCAUGUGUGGGACAUAGGACUUGAUGGUCCCGUGAUGCUGCUGACGUACGACGGGAUUACACGUCAGCGUUUUGUUGUGAGGUCUUGUUUUUGCGGAAUCGAUCAAACGCUGAUUGCCAGUGGAAGCGAGGACUCCAAGGUAUACAUAUGGAAUCGGGAGACGGGGGUGCUGAUGUGUACAUUGGAAGGACAUUCGGAUGUUGUGAAUUGUGUUGCCUCGAAUCCGGUUCGUACUAAUAUGCUGGCUUCUGGAAGUGACGAUUGUACUAUUGCCAUAUGGGGUUAAACGUGCAUACGCAUACAUAUACGUAUACGAAUACGUAUAUGUUGGAAGUACAUGUAUAGGUUUUUUUCUUGUGCUGCAUAUGCAAAUUUGCAAUAGCUAUUAUCUCUGUGAAUAUAUGAUUGUUCUUGAC
Molecule: messenger RNA, 1410 nt
Organism: Erythranthe guttata (spotted monkey flower)
Lineage: Eukaryota; Viridiplantae; Streptophyta; Magnoliopsida; Lamiales; Phrymaceae
Source: RefSeq, a predicted model, not a curated record